GGCGCCCUCCAGAACGCUGCACCGCCCACGUGGUUCCGACAGGCAAGAUGGCGGCGGCGGCGGCCAGCCCGAGCUCGGUGGAGUCGGCCCCGCGGAUCCUGCGGCUGGUGGCCGAGUGCAGCCGCUCCAGAGCCCGGGCCGGCGAGCUGCUGCUACCCCACGGGCCGGUGCCCACCCCGGUGUUCAUGCCGGUGGGCACGCAGGCCACCAUGAAGGGCAUCACGGCCGAGCAGCUGGACGCGCUGGGCUGUCGCAUCUGCCUGGGCAACACCUACCAUCUGGGGCUCAGGCCGGGCCCCGAGCUGAUCCAGAAAGCCCAAGGGCUCCACGGCUUCAUGAACUGGCCCCACAAUCUGCUGACGGACAGCGGCGGCUUCCAGAUGGUGUCCCUGGUGGCCCUGUCCCAGGUGACCGAGGAGGGUGUCCGCUUCCGCUCCCCCUACGACGGCCAGGAGACCCUGCUGAGCCCGGAGAGGUCCAUGGAGAUCCAGAACGCGCUGGGCUCCGACAUCAUGAUGCAGCUAGAUGACGUAGUGAGCAGCACAGUGACGGGCCCGCGUGUGGAAGAGGCCAUGCACAGGUCUGUGCGCUGGCUGGACCGCUGCCUCUCCGCUCACCGGCGUCCAGACAAGCAGAGUCUGUUUGCCAUCAUCCAGGGAGGGCUGGACGCCAAGCUCCGCGCCACCUGUCUUGACGAAAUGACCAAGAGGGACGUGCCCGGCUUCGCCAUCGGGGGCCUGAGCGGGGGCGAGAGCAAGGAGCACUUCUGGCGGAUGGUGGCGCUCAGCACGGCCCGCCUGCCCCGGGACAAGCCGCGCUACCUGAUGGGGGUGGGAUAUGCCACCGACCUGGUGGUCUGCGUGGCCCUCGGGUGCGACAUGUUUGAUUGUGUCUUUCCCACGCGGACGGCGCGUUUUGGCUCCGCCCUGGUCCCCACCGGUAACCUGCAGCUGAAGAAGAAACAGUUCCAAAAGGACUUCGGCCCCAUCGACCCCGAGUGCACCUGCCCUACCUGCCAAAAGCACGGCCGGGCCUUCCUGCACGCCCUGCUGCACAGCGACAACCCGGCGGCCAUGCACCACCUCACCGUGCACAAUAUCGCCUAUCAGCUCCGGCUGAUGAACGCCAUCCGCACCAGCAUCCUGGAGCAGCGCUUCCCCGCCUUCGUGCGGGACUUCGUGGCCACCAUGUACGGGCACCCGGCGCGCUGUCCCCAGUGGGCGGUGGACGCCCUGGGCUCCGUGGGCAUCACGCUGGACUGAGGGCGGGGGAGAGGAGAAGACAAAAGGCUUUCCCAUGGCAAUGAGGGUCAUUUUUGUUUUUGAAUUUUGAGUCGUCUUGGAGUGUUGGCUCCUCUUGGUCUCGGUCACCUUCUGUGUUAUGUUCCCACACCGCCAGGAUAUGCUUGUCUUUCAAAUUUGGUCCCUUGGCAUAUGAAUGUUUUUGGGUUUUGUUUUUUUUUUAAGUUUUUAAAAAUAUUUAUUCCCUUUUGUUA
Molecule: messenger RNA, 1495 nt
Organism: Erinaceus europaeus (western European hedgehog)
Lineage: Eukaryota; Metazoa; Chordata; Mammalia; Eulipotyphla; Erinaceidae
Gene: QTRT1
Product: queuine tRNA-ribosyltransferase catalytic subunit 1
Exons: 10
Coding region: 48-1262 (404 amino acids)
Cellular component (GO): cytosol
Molecular function (GO): tRNA-guanosine(34) queuine transglycosylase activity
Source: RefSeq, a predicted model, not a curated record